Molecule: messenger RNA, 1711 nt
Organism: Ruditapes philippinarum (Manila clam)
Lineage: Eukaryota; Metazoa; Mollusca; Bivalvia; Venerida; Veneridae
Exons: 9
Coding region: 673-1320 (215 amino acids)
Source: RefSeq, a predicted model, not a curated record
AGGUUCGUUUAAUACCAAAGCUUUGUUUGAAGAAUAUUUUGUUCGUAAAAUAGACCUGAUUUGGUACCAAAAUGGUUGAACUUUACGGCAUUCCCGGCCUUAUAAUGAAUUACGAGUCAUAUCUUUCUGAAACGAAAAAUGCCUAUUUAUACAUAUUCCAGUUGUUAUUUAUGUGUAAGACUUGGUCAGAAAUAAGAUAUUUGCAUAUUAAAAAAUGGAGAAUAAUGGUAUAUCGAUGACUGUGUAAAAUCUUAAUACCGGAAAUUUUGAUUAGAAUUAUGCGUGAAUAUGAAAUUCGUUUACUUAUGUUCUACCUUGAUUUGUUUCUAUUGAAAAGAACUUGCAAAUAAAUACAUAAUUUGAAAAGUCCGCAACAUUCGUUUAACAGAUAUAAACGAAUGCCAAACAAAUCCAUGUGAGAAUAAAGGAACGUGUGAGGAUAAAGUGAACGGCCGGAUAUGUUACUGUAAAGAUGGCUAUGAGGGUACAAACUGUGAAAAAGAUAUAAAUGAAUGUUCAAGCAAUCCAUGCAAGAACGAUGGAUCAUGUACAGAUCUUGUCAAUGGAUAUGAAUGUACAUGCGUGCCCGGAUACGACGGCACAGUGUGUGAUAAUGAUAUCACGACAACGACAAGGUCGAGUGAUCAAAAUUUUGUACGGACAUCUGUCACCAUGAUAUUUCCAGUCAAAUCAAAUUUCAGUGUUUCAGAUUCUAAAUUAAAGGAUGAUGUAAAAUAUCAGCUGAUGACAAUAUACAAAGGUUACAUGGGCGAGACAUUCAAGGACUUAGUCAUAAAUCGCAUAAGUGCUGGAAGUCUUGUGGUUGAUUUCGAUCUUAUUUAUGAUAAUGAUACACCCGCUGCAUCAAAGGAUAUUGCCGAGGCAAAUAUUGCUCUUCUGAGUGGAGGAUCAAACAUUGAAGUGUUAAAUGAAACUGUUUCUGCAACGUCAUUAAAAGUAAAUGGUGUUAUCGUUACUAACACUACUUUAUCAGAUCAUAAGUCUGUUUGUAAUAUGUAUGAAGCACUCAAUGGAAUGUGUCCUUCUAAUCAACACUGCAUUGCUGUGGAUAGUCAACCAUCAUGUGUGUUUAAUGAAGUAGAUAAAAACAAUGGUUUGGCACGUGUGAUUGUAAUGGUUGUUGUUGCAAUAGUUGCCCUAACCAUAAUCGUGCUAAUCACCUUACUUGUAAUUCGUAAGAUACGAAGGAUGGAAAAUCGUAACUUACCAGAUGAAGAAAAAAAGUUCACCAGAAGAAACAAUAGAUAUUUGAGUCAGAUCACAAUGAAAUCCUUAUCACAGUCAUGUCCCAGACCAUGACGACUACUCAAGACGAUCAAGUGACUUGUGUUGUGUAACUUCCACAGUAUUAACUCGCUACUGUGAUACUCAAUAUACGUGACAUUUCAUGCGUUAAGUUAAGAUUACAUUCUAUCUAUAAAAAAAAAUUGCAAUCUGUUAGCAUCAAAAUCAGGAAAAAAAUACGGUCUGUCUAAAAGUGAUGACUAUUUAUCUCAUUAACAAAUUUAAAAACCGUCCUUUUUAUUCAAUUUUUUAUUCUAAACUUGUUUUCUUGUUGCGCAUUCUUUAUUCGUGCCAGUGUAAUUCUUUGUUUAUAUAUCUGCAUUGACAAUUACUUUCAUUAAUGUUCACUGAGACAAAACUGCAUACAAAUCAUUUGAUUACUUUACAAUGUCCUAUCUCAAUAUAU